Molecule: messenger RNA, 448 nt
Organism: Puma concolor (puma)
Lineage: Eukaryota; Metazoa; Chordata; Mammalia; Carnivora; Felidae
Source: RefSeq, a predicted model, not a curated record
CCUACAGCAGGGCGGUCAGGUGGCAGCAAGGCGGCUGCGCGCAGAAUCCGAGCUUUGUGCCCCGCGGCAGCCACUGAAGGAAGGGACCAAGAUGAAUGCAGAGCCUGAGAGAAAGUUUGGAGUGGUGGUGGUUGGCGUUGGCAGAGCUGGCUCAGUGCGGAUCAGGGACUUGCGGAAUCCACAUGCUUCCUCGGCGUUCCUGAACCUGAUUGGCUUCGUGUCCAGACGAGAGCUCGGGAACAUUGAUGAAGUCCAGCAGAUUUCUUUGGAAAAUGCUCUUUCCAGCCCAAAGGUAGAGGUUGCUUAUAUCUGCAGUGAGAGCUCCAGCCAUGAGGACUAUAUCAGGCAGUUCCUUAAUGCUGGUAAGCAUGUCCUUGUGGAAUAUCCAAUGACACUGUCUUGGGAAGCAGCUCAGGACCUGUGGAAGCUCGCUGAGCAGAAAGGUGAC